AUGGAGUACCAGUUUUCGACUAGGCAGGGGAAGGAUCAGGGGUGUUCGUCUUCUGGAGGUGCUGCGGUGGAGGGUCUGGUGGGGCUGGAUGGUGAAGCGAGGAACGUGAUUUCAGAGGAUAUAUUUAACAACAUUGCUGAGCUUAUGAAUUUUGAUACUUAUGCUGGGUGGUGCAGCAGCCCGGGGACAAUGGAGCAGAUUGGAGUGUCGUAUCCGUCCGUGAGUUAUGCGCCUUUGGAUGCAUUGAGUUUUGCGCAACAGAACGGUGGAGCAUUGGCUGUGGCUGAAGAUGGUGGGUCUUCUUUUGAUUGUUGUGAUAAGAUUGGGUUUCAGCAAAUGGACACCACCCAGUUCGGGGCGUCAACUGAUUUCAACCACGCUCAUGAUGCAGCUGCUAAACUGAAGAAUGGUUUUGUUCAACAGAAUAAUAUCAUGGAUACGGCAGACUAUGUGAUCUCCAGACCACAUGGAUGGUCACUUAAUGAGAAGAUGCUAAAGGCGCUGUCCUUGUUUAAGGAGUCUUCUGGUGGGGGAAUUUUGGCGCAAGUAUGGGUUCCAAUGAAGCAUGGUGAUCACUCCUUCUUAAGCACUUGCGAACAGCCCUAUUUGCUUGACCAUGUUCUUGCUGGGUAUCGGGAAGUGUCAAGGAUGUUUACAUUCUCUGCAGAGGAAAAGCAGGGUUCUGUCCUGGGGCUUCCCGGCCGUGUAUUUGUCUCCAAAGUUCCAGAGUGGACAUCAAAUGUUAGCUAUUACAACAAGGCCGAGUACCUGAGGGUGGAACAUGCUGCUGAUCAUCAGGUCCGUGGAUCAAUUGCCCUGCCAGUUUUUGAUAUGAACUCUGAAAUGUCAUGCUGUGCUGUGCUGGAACUUGUCAGUACAAAAGAUAAACUCAACUUUGAUGCAGAGAUGGAGAUAGUUUGUAAUGCCCUCCAGGCUGUGAAGUUGAGGACCACUACGCCUCCACGAAUUCUUCCCCAUUGCCUCUCAAGGAACCAAAGAGCUGCUUUAACUGAAAUUACUGAUGUCUUACGAGCUGUGUGUCAUGCGCAUACAUUGCCCUUGGCUCUCACCUGGAUUCCUUGUUGCUACUCUGAUGGUGAUGGAGAGGGAAUUAGAAGAGUACGUGUUCGAGAGGGUAUUACAAAUUCAAAUGAAAAAUGCAUACUAUGCGUUGAAGAAACAGCUUGUUAUGUAAAUGAUAGAACAAUGCAAGGCUUUGUGCAUGCAUGUGCAGAACAUCAUCUGGAGGAAGGAAAUGGUAUUGCUGGGAAAGCACUUCAAUCAAAUCACCCCUUCUUCAUUCAUGAUGUUAAGGUGUAUGACAUAUAUGACUAUCCACUAGUUCAUCAUGCACGCCGGUAUGGUUUGAACGCUGCUGUUGCAAUCAGAUUGAGGAGCACCUACACCGGUGACGAUGACUAUAUUUUAGAGUUUUUUCUGCCUGUCAAUAUGAAGGGCAGUUCAGAACAGCAACUUUUGUUAAACAACCUCUCGGGCACCAUGCAGAGAAUUUGUAAGAGUUUGAGGACUGUAUCAGAUGCAGAAUUGACUGGGGUAGAAGGCUCCGACAAUGGGUUUCAAAGGGAGGCAAUCCCAAAUACCCCAUCAAUCCCCAGGAGAAAUUCUCAGUCACCGUCAUCAGAUAGUGAAAUGAAGUCAGCUGAGAAUAUACCCUCUAAUGUAUUCAAUAGAAAAGAUGGUGGAGUUGAAGUAGAUUUUCCUCCUGAACAUGCACCAAAUGGAUCAAGAAGGCAGGCGGAAAAAAAGCGUAGUACAGCAGAGAAAAAUGUGAGCUUGAGUGUUCUACAGCAAUACUUCUCUGGGAGUCUCAAGGAUGCUGCAAAAAGCAUCGGAGUCUGCCCCACUACGUUAAAAAGGAUCUGCAGACAACACGGGAUUUCUAGAUGGCCAUCUCGUAAGAUAAAUAAGGUGAACCGUUCCCUGAAGAAAAUACAAACUGUACUUGAUUCUGUUCAAGGGGUGGAAGGAGGAUUGAAGUAUGACCCAACCACUGGGGGGUUUGUGGCUACUGGGUCCAUCAUCCAAGAAUUUGAUGCUCAACAAAAUCUAUUCUUUCCCGAGAAGAAUUUGCCUGCUCAGAAUAUUGUUCCUGUUCCCCAAUAUCCAGUUUCAGUACCUUCAAUGUCUUGUAAAGAUGGUGAGCGUUUUGAAAUUAAGUUAGAAGAAGAUGGCUGUUGCAUGAAUGGAGGUACGCCGAUUCCAACUGCUCAUCAGGAAAAGGAAGAGGUAAAAAAACAGAAUAUCUCUGUGGUUGAUUGUAGUAUGAAUUCCAAGCCGAUUGCAAUUGAUUUUGGGUCAUGCCAGCCGACUGACCAUGACACCAUGCCUCACAAUUGUCCUGAAACUGAUUUUGGGGUCUCUUAUCUGGUAAAAGAAGUCAAUCGAUGGGGUCAGAGCAACGACAGUCUAACAUUAGAGAGUUCUGGCUGCCAUUUUGUGCCUCAGAGCUCAAGCUCCUUUGUUGUUGCUGAUGAGAUGGACAUAGGGGUAGACAGAGAUGGGGGGAAUGUUAAUUAUAACCAGCCUACUUCUUCAAGCAUGACAGACUCGUCGAAUAGUUCUGGUUCAAUGAUGCAUGGCUGUUCCUCAAGUUCUCAGAGCUUUGAGGAGCGAAAGUACCAAGUCAAAGAAACAAAUGUUGAGAUUGGAUCAAAAAUCAUUGUGAAAGCUACAUAUAAAGAAGAUACGAUCAGGUUCAAGUUUGAGCCUUCUGGUGGGUGCCUUAAACUGUAUGAAGAAGUUGCAAAGAGGUUGAAGUUGCAAGAUGGAACUUUCCAGCUCAAGUACUUGGAUGAUGAACAGGAAUGGGUGAUGUUAGUAAGUGAUGCAGAUUUGCGGGAGUGUCUUGAGAUAUUGGAUGACAUUGGGACACAUAGUGUUAAGUUUAUGGUUCGUGAUAUACCUUUCGGUGUAAGCAGUUCCGGCAGUAGCAAUUGUUUUCUGGCCGGGGGAUCAUAGCAGGUUUGCCUUCAGCAUUUUUAGAGAUCUCGGAUACUGGAAAUCGACUCACCGUUAAUGGCCUCAUGUUCUGGAUGCAUAUGAUAGUACCAUAGCAUUA
Molecule: messenger RNA, 3079 nt
Organism: Fragaria vesca subsp. vesca
Lineage: Eukaryota; Viridiplantae; Streptophyta; Magnoliopsida; Rosales; Rosaceae
Product: protein NLP8-like
Exons: 3
Coding region: 1-2979 (992 amino acids)
Molecular function (GO): protein binding; DNA-binding transcription factor activity
Source: RefSeq, a predicted model, not a curated record